Molecule: messenger RNA, 1400 nt
Organism: Suncus etruscus (white-toothed pygmy shrew)
Lineage: Eukaryota; Metazoa; Chordata; Mammalia; Eulipotyphla; Soricidae
Gene: PLA2G12A
Product: phospholipase A2 group XIIA
Exons: 6
Coding region: 1-1155 (384 amino acids)
Biological process (GO): arachidonate secretion; phospholipid metabolic process; lipid catabolic process
Cellular component (GO): extracellular region
Molecular function (GO): calcium ion binding; A2-type glycerophospholipase activity
Source: RefSeq, a predicted model, not a curated record
AUGCGUGGCUCCCAGUUCAGGGCACAGACGCAGGAACUGGCCUGGGGCUCAGGCUCCUCCCAGGGUGGAAACGCAAAAGGUGGGACCGGCGCCAGAUCCCUUGGCAGGCACCUAAAGGCCCCCUCAAGUGGCGACAGGCCUCCUCAAACGGACGUCCUCGACAAGGCCGCGCCCGGCGACCGGCCCACCGGAGCUAGGCCCCGAGGAGCUCCGCCCCUAGAUCGGCCCCACCGGAGCUGGGCCUCGAGGAGCUCCGCCCCCUACAUAGGCUCCGCCCACACGUCGGUCCCACCGAAGCUAGACCCCCGAGGAAGCUCCGCCCCCACGAGGCUCCGCCCAGCAGCCCGGCCCCGCCCACGCAUCGGCCCCGCCGACGUUAGGCCCGAGGCAGCUCCGCUCCCCAAGUGGGCUCCGCCCGGAGUCUCGGCCCCGCCGCCGCGAGGCCCGGAGGAAGCUCCGCCCCCAGCGGCUCCUCACUCGCCCGUGGAUUGCCCCCGCGCGGCCGCGGCCCUCCCGCCCGGCUCCCGCGUCCCGGGCCGCCGAGAGGAGCGCAUGGCCCGUCCGCGCCGGCCGCCGCUCGGCCUCCUGCGCGCCCUGCUGCCGCCGCUGCUGCUGCUGCUGCUGCUCCUGCCGCCGCCCGCCGCGCGGGCCCAGGAGGAGGCGCCGAGCCCCGACUGGAGGGCCACGCUGCGCACCAUCCGCAACGGCGUGCACAAGAUCGACGCCUACCUCAACGCCGCGCUCGACCUGCUGGGCGGCGACGACGGCCUCUGCCGCUUCCAGUGCGCCGACGGCUCUAAGCCCGUACCCCGUUAUGGCUAUAAGCCAUCCCCACCCAAUGGCUGUGGCUCUCCGCUGUUCGGCGUCCAUCUCAACAUUGGGAUCCCGUCACUGACCAAGUGCUGCAACCAGCAUGACAGGUGCUACGAGACCUGCGGCCAGGCCAAGAGCGACUGUGACGAGGAGCUGCAGGACUGCCUGGCCAGGAUCUGCCGCGGCGUGCAGAAAACCCUUGGCCUGGCCCAGCAUGUGCAGGCCUGCGAGAGCACCGUGGAACUGCUAUUUGCCAGUGUCCUGCAGCUGGGCUGUAAGCCCUAUCUGGACAGCCAGCGCGCUGCCUGCUGGUGCCGCCAUGAACAGAGGACCGACCUCUGAGGUAGCCCGAGGUGCUCACUACCGCCCUGAGCACUGUGUUGGGCCAUGUCGGGGCCCCUGAAAUUGGCAUCUCCUGGCCCCCGACCACUGCUUGUGUGGAAGGAUUAGUGACUUUAGAAACUUGGCAUCCAUGGGGCCCAAGCGAUAGCACAGCAGGUAGGGCGUUUGCUAUGCACUUGGCUGACCCAAGUUUAAUCCCUGAUAUCCCAUAUGGUCCCCUGAGCACCGCCAGGAAUGAUUAUUCU